CCUCAAGUCCCGACCAUUUCGGAUUUUAUUAGCGCGAAAAUAUUUAGUGUUAUGAUAACAAAAACGUUUUACAAAAAAGGAAACCUCAUAUUUCAGAGGUUUCCAUGCUUCAUAGUCGGACACUACCACAGAUUUUAUUGAUGAAAUGCCCGCCAGCACCCACCACCAAAUCACCAAUACUAUUAUUACCAUUACCAUUAUUAUCAUUACAACUAAAUCCCGUUAUUACCACUUAAACAACCACUUCUAUGUGCUUUCCCUCUUUCUUGUACCCCAUGGAACCAAUGAAAUUCUACCAACUAAAACUUGUAACACAAAGAGACGUACCUCUACCACAUUAAUUGCUCACUGUCUCUUCAACCCCACUCUCGAUCCUUCCCCUACAUACACAAGAUCUCUUCCCUGGUCCAUAUGUCCCUGAACGUUCUUCCCAUUUCCGCUGAGACACAACAAGAAAUUUAUCCUUUUCUCUAAUUUCCCCAUCUCUUUAUCUAAUUGGCAAUUACGCGCCACUAUCCAUUGCUAUUAUAACAAUACAGUCGUCUAACAAAAAUAAAAAGGUGUAUGGAACAUAAAAGAAAAAAGAGAUUCUUACCUGACUAAGUGACUAUAUAUAACCUUCCAAUCAUAGCUUAUAAACUCGCGCAAAUUUUUUGGUUCACUAAAAAUUCCUUGAGCACUCGAGCAUGUCAUUUUCGUGCACAAAUACAUUCUUUAAGCGCUUUUACACAGACGAGCUGAGAUUCGAUGGUGGCAGCAGCUAUGGCAGUGUUAUAUCAAAUGAUAUCCUACCAUCUCUUGGAGCUCGAAUGAACCAAGCUAUAAAACUCAAAAAACAUAUCAUCUCACCUUUUGAUCCUCGCUACAGGGCAUGGGAGAUGCUACUAGUUCUCCUGGUUAUUUACUCAGCAUGGAUCUGUCCAUUUGAGUUCGCGUUCCUCACAUUUGAAAGAGAUGCACUCUUCUUCAUUGAUCACAUUGUCAAUGUGUUCUUCGCCAUGGAUAUAGUUCUCACUUUCUUUGUUGCAUAUCUUGAUACCCGGUCUUACCUACUAAUCGAUGAUCAUAAGAAAAUUGCCAUCAGGUAUCUAUCCACCUGGUUUAUAUUUGACGUCUGUUCAACAGCACCCCUUCAAACAAUUAGCCUCAUCUUUACAGAACACAAUGGUGGACUAGGCUUCGCUGCACUUAAUAUGCUACGACUCUGGAGACUUCGAAGAGUCAGCUCUCUGUUUGCAAGGCUCGAGAAAGAUAUUCGGUUCAAUUAUUUUUGGACCCGCUGCACCAAACUUGUCGCAGUGACUCUGUUCGCUGUUCAUUGUGCUGGAUGCUUCUAUUACCUGAUUGCAGACAGAUAUCCUGAUCCGAAGAAAACUUGGAUUGGUGCAGUAGACCCAAAUUUUAAAUCACAGAGCAUUUGGAAGAGAUAUAUCUCCUCAAUUUACUGGUCUAUUGUAACAUUAACAACCACUGGUUAUGGUGACCUGCAUGCUGAAAACACAAUUGAGAUGGUAUUUGACAUCUUCUACAUGCUAUUCAAUCUUGGACUCACAUCCUACAUCAUUGGAAACAUGACAAACCUUGUUGUUAAUUGGACAAGUCGCACCAGAAAUUUUAGAGAUACAGUCAGGGCUUGUACUGAAUUCGCAGCACGCAAUCAACUUCCUCCACGAAUACAGGACCAGAUGCUGUCACAUGUAUAUCUGAAGUUCAAAACAGAAGGCUUAAAACAGCAAGCGACCCUAGACAAUCUGCCGAAAGCUCUACGAGCAAACAUUGCACAACAUCUUUUCUUCCCGAUCCUUCAGAAAGUUCCUCUUUUCUACAGAGUUUCUGGAAAUUUUCUUUUCCAACUGGUUUCUGAUAUGGAGGCUGAAUAUUUCCCACCCAGAGAAGAUGUCAUUUUACAGAAUGAAGCACCAACUGAUGUAUAUAUUCUCGUAACUGGUGCACUGGACAUGAUAACACACAUAAAUGGGCGUGAUCAGAUUAUUCAAAAGAUACUUCCAGGAGAUAUAGUUGGCGAGAUAGGAGUCCUGUGUAACAAACCACAACCAUUCACAGUUCGGACGAGAGAGCUCUCUCAGAUAUUAAGGCUGAAUAGAACUAUACUUACAAAUACUAUGCACGCAAACAAGGCAGACGGUCAUAUCAUUAUGAGCAAUCUAUUUUUGAAGGUCAAGACUUUAGAAAGCCAAGGGAUAUUGGAGCCUCAGAAAGUUUUGGAAUAUGUUUCCGGUGAAUUGUUUGAUGGCCCACAAAAAUGUAAGAUGUGCUCUGAUAAUGGUUCUGAAGCCCAAUCUUACGAGAAGGCCGCAGACAACUUGAAAAGUCAAGAAUCAACCACAUGUUGCAUGGAAAUUCAUGCAGUGGUCCAAGACAAUGAACCAAAGUUUUGUUCAACUAUCCAAGAUGACAACAUUGAUGCAAUUAAGAUUCAUUUGGAUGAAGACACUGACAUGCACUGGAGACAACCGGAUCCCUCACUGCAGCAAGGAGACAGAACUGUAUAUAACCAACAAAGAUGGUACCAAAGUAAAGAGUCAUGUGAUCGGAUUAACAUAGAGGUUGCUGAAGAGCAACCACACAGGCUCAGUAACAUCAUGCAGAGCAAUGUUUGCCAUUAUUGUAAUGAAGCAGUAGCCGAGAAGUCAAGAUCAAGUACAGAACAUUCCAGAGCCGCCAUUCCGAAAUGUAACAAUAAGAUUAGAGUCAUCAUUCAUAUGCAGUUUCAAAGCAGCUCUGUGGGGAAGCAGUUCGGCAAACUGAUUGUCCUACCUGAUAGUAUUGAAGAGCUGCUCAGCAUUGCAGGCCAAAAGUUUGGAGGAUGCUUCACGAGUAUCAUCAACACAGAAAACGCAGAAGUAGAAGACAUUGGCGUCAUUAGAGAUGGAGACCAUUUAUUUUUCCUGCAAUGACAGUGAAAAUCCAGAGUUCGAAGCAAUUUAGCUGUACGAGUAGACUGCAGAUUUGCAAAUAACGCAACUCUUCAGACCUUCCGUUAAAGUUUUGUAAGAGAAUUUGAAAAAGUGUAUCAUAAAACGAAUAGGAUAAUCUGACAGCGAACUUGCAGUUGAAGUAUAAUAAAGUUACUGGACACAAUGAAGUUGAAGGGGGGCUCCUUAUUCAUGUGUUUAACCUAGUAGGGGAUUGUUAGCUUGAUCCGAAAACCUCUCCCUUACAUAGGUAAUAUUGUGAAAUUUACAAUAGCAAACUAGCAGUUUGAGAUUUACAACCAUUAGUACAUUGCGAAUUUGCAGCAAACUACUGCUUCCUCCGUUUCUUAAUAAGUGCAACAUAGACAAAGUGGGGGAAUACCAAGGAAUGUAGAGAGAGAAAGUUGGGACCACAAUAAAGUAGAUUAAUUGAAAUGAUGAAAUAAAAAAGUUGUGGUCCCCUCUUGCUUUUAGGUGGCAUAUUUGUAAUAAUAUUGAACUUUUUUUACCA
Beta vulgaris subsp. vulgaris (sugar beet) is the source of this 3447-nucleotide messenger RNA. Its product is annotated as potassium channel KAT3. The record is from RefSeq and is a predicted model, not a curated record. NCBI's taxonomy places the organism in Eukaryota, Viridiplantae, Streptophyta, Magnoliopsida, Caryophyllales, Amaranthaceae. Gene Ontology annotation, biological process: transmembrane transport; potassium ion transport. Gene Ontology annotation, molecular function: voltage-gated potassium channel activity. Gene Ontology annotation, cellular component: membrane. Bases 687 to 2918 code for a protein of 743 amino acids. The transcript has 11 exons.